This is a messenger RNA of Sinocyclocheilus anshuiensis, 1027 nucleotides long. It is a transcript of the gene guca1aa, whose product is annotated as guanylate cyclase activator 1Aa. Gene Ontology annotation, molecular function: calcium ion binding. The transcript is spliced from 4 exons. The coding region runs from base 155 to 724 and encodes 189 amino acids. The record is from RefSeq and is a predicted model, not a curated record. NCBI's taxonomy places the organism in Eukaryota, Metazoa, Chordata, Actinopteri, Cypriniformes, Cyprinidae.
ACAAAAACCUCCUGAGGGUGCCCACCUCUCUCUUAGGUUCCAGUGUCGUGUGUCUGUGAGAAGUGAAACACUCGCCUGCACAGCAGACCAGUUGGGAUUUCUGACAGAGUAGCUCCAGUCUUGCUCGCCAAAACAAUCAGUUCUCAGUUCAGCGAUGGGGAAUUCGACGGGCAGCACCGUGGAUGACCUGCAGGCUGUUGAAAUGCAUCUGUGGUAUAAGAAGUUCAUGACUGAGUGUCCAUCUGGUCAGCUCACGCUGCAUGAGUUCAAACAGUUCUUCGGGCUCAGAGGUCUGGAUCAAGAGGCCAAUGCCUACAUCGAGCAGAUGUUCCGCACAUUUGACAUGAACAAGGACGGUUAUAUAGACGUCAUUGAGUAUGUGGCUGCUCUCAGUCUUGUAAUGAGAGGCAAAAUGGAGCACAAACUGCACUGGUAUUUCAGACUUUAUGAUGUUGAUGGCAACGGCUGCAUAGACAGACACGAGCUCCUGAAUAUCAUAAAGGCCAUCCGUGCCAUCAAUGGAAGUGAGUCGCAGGAAUCGAGUGCCGAGGAGUUCACAAACAGAGUGUUUGAUAGGAUCGACGUCAAUGGAGAUGGGGAGCUGUCGCUGGAGGAGUUUGUAGCAGGGGCACGUACUGAUGAAGAAUUUAUGGAGGUGAUGAUGAAGAGUUUAGACCUUUCGCACAUUGUGGCCAUGAUCCAUAACCGGAGACACAGCGUCUAAGAGACAGUCCACAGUCAUAUAUGCCACUUACAGUUCUCCUUUAGAGUCUCUUGAUCAGAAAACAAGAGCAACACACAUCUGUCUAAUUCUGAAAGCACUUUAAAGCACAAUCACUUCAAACAGAGACUUGAGCUAAAGAGGCCAAGAGAUGAAAUUGGUGUGGGACGUCCCACAUCUAAUAAACUCAGUUUCCCAAAAACAGCCUUCUUGCUAAGCAGAAAGAGGCUUCAUGGGAAAAGAAUCAGUAUGAUGUGGACGUUUUAUAGAUUAUACAUUUAUAGUUGUAUUUUUGUUACUUUAUUA